Xenopus laevis (African clawed frog) is the source of this 5550-nucleotide messenger RNA. It is a transcript of the gene tnk2.S, whose product is annotated as tyrosine kinase, non-receptor, 2 S homeolog. The transcript is spliced from 16 exons. Gene Ontology annotation, cellular component: plasma membrane; nucleus; clathrin-coated vesicle. Gene Ontology annotation, molecular function: non-membrane spanning protein tyrosine kinase activity; protein tyrosine kinase activity; nucleotide binding. NCBI's taxonomy places the organism in Eukaryota, Metazoa, Chordata, Amphibia, Anura, Pipidae. The record is from RefSeq and is a predicted model, not a curated record. Bases 1163 to 4486 code for a protein of 1107 amino acids. Gene Ontology annotation, biological process: regulation of keratinocyte differentiation; signal transduction; negative regulation of epidermal growth factor receptor signaling pathway.
GCUGUGGUUCAAACAGUUAGCCAUGUGAACACCAUAGAGUGUCUGUAUUUAGCGGGCAGACUCACAAUCCGUGAGGACUGUGCUUCUUGGAAUGAGCUGGGACUAGCGGCUACACCCCCAGAACAACUUAUUUUGGAGUGUCCUGUCAGAGGCUGAGAGACGACUGGGAUACAAAGCUGCUGCUGAGGACUGUAAAUUAAAGAGCCACGUUAUGAGAUCAGCUUGGCAUUCUCUCCGAACAAACGCUGCACAAGUUAUAAACACAUGAUCCCUAGAGAAGCCAUUCCACUUUCUUAUUUCUGCUCUGAUGGAUUCCCCACAAUCUUUAAUUGUCUUACAAAACGGAUUUGUAAUUACCUUCACAGCCCAUUUCAGACUCUGCUAGCUUUUCCAGCUGGCAGUUGGGCGUUAUUUCGUAACAGAGGGUCCUGUUUACUAGAGAGUGGAUGUCACAAUCUAGACUGUUCGUUUCUGAGCUGUCAGGGCUUUAAAGCUGCUCUCCCCAGAUAUCAGAGGGAGCCCAAGUGAAGCAUCAAAAAUGCUUGGAAGACUGUUAUUUUGCACGGGGUGAAGACUGCAGCAUGUAUUCCAGGAAAAUGAUUAUAAUGCACAUCAAUGCGAUGGGACACAGGGAAAGCACUGCUUCUGUGAUGAACUCCCUCUUCUCUUCUCACCGCUUGACUUUUGUUUUUGAUUCUCCCCUCCAAGUUUACAGUCUGAUUACAAGUGCCUUUUAUUAACUCUGGAAUCUGUGGAUUACUUUAGUAGAAUGGAUAUUUCUGGCAGCUGUUUGAUGUCUUUUGGGGCCAAAUGUAUAUCUGCAUUGUUUACGACUAUAAACUUCUUUCAUUUAUAAAUAAGCAAAACAGAAGAUGAAGAUAUUGUACUUGGUUUGGAAUAUUUGGGUUUCCCAAUUGCUACAUUUUAGGGUGCAAAGCCAAAAACAGCCUUGUCUGUUCUCUUCUCCUCCCUUUCCUUCCUGCUAAGAAGAUGAUUAGUGCAUACAGGCCACAAACAGAAGUAAAUAUUGUGGGAUAUCCAAGGGCGGCUUGCUGUUGCCUCAUUACUUCUGCUUGGAAUGUUUGGAAAACUUUGACAAAAACUUUGGAUAUAUCAUCUCUACUUUCCCUGGCUAUUUUGUGUGGAACUAAGCAUUACAAAUAUGAAGCGUCUCCAAGCGUGGACCAAUUCCAUUACCUUUUUCUCUCGCUUUAAUAUAUAUAAAAGGUUUGGUAAUAGUAUGCAGUCAGAUGAAGGCUCAGAGUGGCUUCUGGAGCUCCUGAGCGAGGUGCAGCUGCAACAGUACUUCUUGCGAAUCCGUGACGAUCUCAAUAUCACAAGGCUUUCUCACUUUGAUUACGUCAAGAAUGAGGACCUGGAGAAGAUCGGGAUGGGCCGACCAGGCCAGAGGAGGUUGUUGGAUGCUGUAAAGAGAAGAAAGGCAAUUUGCAAACGCAAAUCUUGGAUGAGCAAGGUGUUUAUUGGCAAGCGGCCAGAAUCAGAAUUUGCAUCUCAGCCCCAAAGUACUUUCCGGAAGCCCCCAAGCCCACCAACACUUGAGGGGCAGCAAGCACUCACUUGCUUGAUUAGUGAAAAGAACCUGUCCAUAUUUGAAAAGCUCGGGGAUGGGUCAUUUGGAGUGGUGCGAAGAGGAGAAUGGAACACACCAAAUGGCACAUUGUUUAAUGUAGCCGUUAAGUGCCUAAAGACCGAUGUCUUGACCCAGCCAGAUGUUCUGGAUGACUUUAUCCGAGAGGUCAACGCAAUGCAUUCCCUUGAUCAUAUUAAUCUCAUCCGGCUCUAUGGAGUGGUCCUUACACACCCUAUGAAGAUGGUCACAGAGCUAGCACCCAUGGGCUGUCUUCUGGAUCGUCUUAGAAAGAACCAGGGUUACUUCCUUAUCUCCACGCUUUGUCACUAUGCCAUUCAGAUUGCCAAUGGUAUGGCUUACCUGGAAUCCAAACGUUUUAUUCAUCGGGACUUAGCAGCAAGGAACAUUCUGCUUUCCUCAAAUGACUUGGUGAAGAUUGGAGAUUUUGGCCUUAUGAGGGCAUUACCCAAGAAUGAUGAUCACUAUGUCAUGCAGGAACAUCGCAAAGUUCCAUUUGCCUGGUGUGCACCAGAAAGCCUAAAGACGAGAACUUUCUCUCAUGCCAGUGACACCUGGAUGUUUGGAGUGACGCUGUGGGAGAUGUUCACGUAUGGGCAAGAGCCGUGGAUAGGUCUCAAUGGUAGCCAGAUUCUUCAUAAGAUUGAUAAGGAAGGCGAAAGACUGGUACGGCCGGAAGAUAGCCCACAGGACAUCUAUAAUGUAAUGUUACAGUGUUGGGCUCAUAAGCCAGAGGACAGGCCAACCUUUGUGGCACUUAGAGACUUCCUGGUGGAGGCUCGGCCAACAGAUAUGCGCGCCCUUCAGGAUUUCCAGGAACCAGACAAGCUCCACAUCCAGAUGAAUGAUGUCAUUACAGUCAUCGAGGGCAGGGCAGAAAAUUACUGGUGGAGAGGGCAGAACAAACGAACUCUGAAGGUGGGACAGUUCCCACGGAACACAGUUACUUCAGUAGCUGGCCUGUCUGCUCACGAUAUCAGCCGCCCUCUUAAAAACAGCUUCAUCCACACAGGCCAUGGAGACACAGUACCUGCUCACUGCUGGGGCUUUGCUGACCGGAUUGAUGAGCUGUACUUGGGAAAUCCCAUGGACCCACCUGAUAUUCUAGGCCUGGAUCAAGGCACUGCUAGACCCACCCAGCUUCCCAGCAGGUCAAAAAGGGAGCCUCCACCUCGCCCUCCUCAGCCGGCUGCCAGGGGAAAGAAACCAUCUUAUAAUACUGUCAACGGAGAAGACGAUUCAAUCACUUUGGGAAUUAAAAAGCUUUACCUUAAGAAACCAACUCCAGCUAAAGGACUCAAACUAGUCAAACCUUCAGCUCGAGUAACUGGCACUAAAGUUACUGAUAGGCAGCUGUUUGACAUAAAGAGCAACAGCUUGAGAGAAGAGGAAUUAAUAGACUUUGGAGAGCAUCUGAGUCCAAUAAGCCCAGGUUACCUUUCCCCAGCAGUGGAGCAGACUGCUCCUUCUUUAGCAAAACUGGCAAUGGAGGCUUUUUCGCUGCUUGAUAAGACUCCACCUCAAAGUCCUUCCCGAUCCUUGCCACGCCCUUUACAUCCAACUCCUGUAGUGGAUUGGGACUCAAAACCUCUACCUGCUGCACCAGCUUAUGAUGAGGUAGCACAAGAUGAAGAUGAUUUUGAAGUGUGCUCUAUUAACAGUUCUGAUGUACUUUUGACCCAGAAGGAAAAAGUAACAGUAAAUUUGCUUCAGAGGGCCAGAGAAAAAGGUGAGACCAACUAUGGUUAUGUAAAGGAAGCGGAACGUUCCAGCUGCAAGGGAAAAGUCGAAGACAAUCUCUUCCUACCUCCAAAAGAUACUAAGCAAGCCAGCUUUUCACAGACAUCAGAGAUCUUUGAAGAACUGCAACAAGAAUGCAUGAAGAGACUUAAUGUUCCUCCUUCCACCUCACUGGCAUCAACUCCAAGCCCUAGCACCUCAAUAAUAAACAUAAAUGUGACCCCUUCAGAGGACAAACCUCAGAUCCCUCCCCGGAUUCCUAUACCUCCUAGGCCUGCCCGACGUAAUGAACAUGAAAGGUGGUCUGGUGAACUUUCACCUGCCUUUGCUUCGGAGGAGAUUGGUCGGCCUCCUCUGUUGCCACCUAGGGACCCAUUGUCUCAACCCACUUCUAGAACUCCAAGUCCCAUGACUUUUCAGGUGGGUUCCCCACAGCAAAGAUCAAACCUUUGCUCACCUUUGUCUAUUGGCGCCUACCUAUCUACAUCUCCAGGAAAACCGAUGCCUACCACACAGAGUUUUGCAUCUGAUCCCAAAUAUGCUACCCCUAAAGUCAUACAAGCUCAAGGAAAAGAUCAAGUUAAAGGUCCUUGUAUUUUGCCUAUUGUGAAAGAUGGCAAGAAGGUCAGCAACACACACUACUACCUUCUGCCUGAGAGACCUUCAUAUUUGGACAAAUAUGAGAAGUUUUUUAAAGAAGCCCAAAGUCCAGAGGAAUCUUCAGUUGUUAGGAAUAUCACUACAGCAACUGUGAAACCUAUGGUUCAACAAACUGAUUAUAAAGCUAACUUCUCAACCAACAACAGUAACUGUUCUUCGAAGAGUACUGUAAAAACCUCUUGCAGUUCGCAGAAGAUUGUUUACAAUGGAACAGAUUACAUCAGGCCUGGAGACAAAAUACGACUGGUUCAGGAUAUGGUUCAUGGAGUGACAACGGAGGAAUGUCAGACAGCUUUACAGAACCACGGCUGGAAUGUACAAAAAGCAAUCCAGUAUUUAAAGGUUGAGCAACUGUUCUGCCUUGGGCUGAAGUCCCGAACAGAGUGUCACAAAGUACUGGAGAUGUUUGACUGGAACCUGGAAACUGCCAGUUCCCACUUACUUGAAUCGUACAAUGGGAUACAGCAAAAGCGAUGAUACUGUGCCCUGGUGGGAACGCUUCUGGCAUUAAAUAACUGCACAACAUAACAAUCUGGAUCUGUCUACUCUAAAUAUCCAGCUGCAGAAGAAGUGCAUUCUAUAUGUGCAGCAGCUUCUGAAUCUGCAAGCAUGGCAGCUUUCUUCCCCCUGAGGGGUGAACCGACCCAGUGUUCUGCUACAUAGACUCAUGUUAAUGUUGCAUUUUUUCUUUUAAUGUUUGUUUUUUUCUUCCUACCCCAUUGUUCAGUCUGUUAACUCAUUGUUUUUAUAAAAAAGAUGUGUAAUUUUAAUAUAUAUAUAAAUAUCUUUCUCUAUAAAUAUAUAUAUAUAUGAAUAUAUAAAUAUAAGAUAUAAAGUUUAUUUGGAGAAAAGAAAAUAUGAAAGAUAUUGAAAUCUGACAUUAUUUACUUUACAUUCGAACAUACAACAAUAUACCAUUCAACUAAAAUGAAGGCAGGUUUCGUUUGGAUAAGAAAUAUGUCAUACCCUACAAAAUUGGCAGGCAGUUAUAAGGUGAAAUACAACCUUUACUAGUACAUGGGAAAGCCUAACAUGUCUCGUGACUAAAGGGGCACUUAAUCAUGGGCUAAAGGUCAGUUUUUUUUAAACUUCUUGCUAUAGGAGUUUUGGUCAAUUGCAGAAGAAUUUACAACCACCAAUUGCAAUGCGCCAUACAAUACUUCAGGUUGAACUGGACAAAUGGUUGGACUUGAUUGACGUGUGUUUUUUUCAGCCUUAACUACAUGAAAAAAUCUACCUCCAUAAGAAAAGCUGUUGCAGAGGCAUACCAUAUUUAAAGGACUGCCUUAUUCUGACGUUCUUCAAACUGAGGACAAUUAUUUCUUCAUUUGCACAUCUACCUCACAGGCUCAACAAAUGGCUCAAGCAAGAUCUGAAUCAAACUGGAGCAGGAGCAGGGGAUGAGAGGCAGUUGUGACACCCAUGGCUUUGGGGUUGCCCCCCCCCCUACACCGGAGGCUUUUUCCGGCUUGUGACCUGCUGGGAUUGCAUAAUGCAACCUAAAUUCAGACCUGUACAAAUAAAGGGACAAUUGUAUAAUA